AUGCUGAACAAGGCGUUUGCCCAACACUGCCCACUUCCAAUCGGGACAGGAAUAAUAAUACCCGUCCAGAAACCGGGCAAACGACGGGGACCCUGUGGAAGCCUGAGACUGGUUGUAUUAGUCACCUUUCUAAGGAAAACUCUAUCGACUAUUGUUCGAAGCCGAAUAUCAAGAUCAAUCGAUCGUUAUCUCUCUUGCAGUCAGAGUGGUUUCAGGCCUGGAAGAUCCACGGCCGAUAUUGUUUGGACCUAUCGCUGGAUCAAUGCAAUAUGUCAGAAGUAUAAACGAUCUUUUCAUGUCCUGGUAAUCAACAUGAGCAAAGCUUUUGAUAGCAUCAACAGGAGCAAACUACUUAUCGUGUUAAAGAACAUUGUAGAUGAAGACAGUCUACGCAUGAUACGUCUGCUAUUAUCGGAAACUCAACUUCUUGUCAGAAUUGGCCCUAAGGAAUCUAGACUAUUUCCUACAAAUGUUGGAACCCCACAAGGGGACACACUAUCGCCUAUAUUAUUUAUCGUCUAUCUGGAGGCAGCUCUGAGAGACCUAAGACUAGAAAUUGGAUGUAUGGACAACCAAGUUAUGGAACUCGUAUACGCGGAUGAUCUUGAUUUUAUUACGGAGGAUCGGAAAUUAAUAGAAAUUAUUAUGGAGAAAGCAAGAACAAUUUUCGAUAAAUGGUCACACAAAGUCAAUGAAGAGAAAACCGAAAUAACCACCGUCGAACGUGUGCCAACUCGCAUAGAUGAGAAGUGGCAAAACGUCCGAAAACUCGGAUCUCUUCUUGGCGAUUCCGAAGAUAUUACCAGACGAAAAAUAUUAUCAACAAUUGCACUUAAAAAACUUCAAUCCAUCUGGAUGAGAAAAAACCAAAUUUCGACUAAGAUGCGCCUACGAUUAUAUGAUGCAUUUGUCCGACCUGUCCUCAUGCACAACGCAGGUACUUGGGGAACAUCAGAGAAAAACAUGGAGCAACUUGACUCUUUCCACAGGGGUCAACUGAGAAAACUCCUCGGCUAUUCGUGGCCGAAGAAAAUAUCAAAUGAUAAAUUAUACAGGUUAGCUAACUGUGGGCCUAUAAGUCUAAAUAUACUUGAAACCCGCUGGCGCCUGUUUGGACAUAUUUUACGAAUGAAGAAAGAAACACCAUGCAACAUGGCCAUGGAAGAAUUUUUCGGCCAUACUGAAUACUCUAAAUAUAGAGGACGUCCAAGAGACUGUCUUCCGGGAAUACUUACAAAGGAAUAUGCUAUGAUCGGAGGCCGAUUGAUGGAUGCAGACGAUCUGGACGAAAUCGGAAAGAGGGCAAGACGACGGAAGGGAUGGAAGGGACUAACGACAAGAAUAGUUAAAAACAUGGCACAAGCGAAACCAUAA
Messenger RNA from Octopus sinensis (East Asian common octopus), 1374 nucleotides. RefSeq lists its product as uncharacterized. The transcript has a single exon. The coding region runs from base 1 to 1374 and encodes 457 amino acids. The record is from RefSeq and is a predicted model, not a curated record. Lineage: Eukaryota; Metazoa; Mollusca; Cephalopoda; Octopoda; Octopodidae.